CAGUUCGGACAUCGGGACUGAAGAUAACGUACAUAUAUUACUAGGUGUGAGACGCUGACCCUAGGUUUAUGGUUACUCAUUAUUCCGCAUCACUUAUUCCUUCAUACGUAUAAAAUAGACGUUCGGUUCUUGAAAGUAGAUAACAAAGCCUAAUCUAUGUAUUCUAAAACUCUAGAAGAUACAAUUAGGUUACAAUCCGGUCACUAAUGUUAUAUACCCAUAAAUACGAGACCAAGGAAGAACAAAACAGUGUAGUCGGAUAGAAUAGUAUAUUUGGGUGGUCGUGCCAAGAUACCGAUGCGUUCCAACUAACUGGCUAGAGAGUCGAUUACGAGCAGUGCAACGUAACACGACAACGUGCUGAAUGGCGAGGAUGCUUGAUCAUGUGACUUCAGUCUAGCGAGUCCGGUAAAACUGUAAGGGUCAGCAUUAAUGUUAAAUCUCGUUGAACCCUAGGCUAUUGAUUCUGGAGAAAGGUUUGACGCUACGGAUCAAGUUUAUGCGGAUGAAGUUUGUGGUUCAGUUUUCUUGUGGACAACUUGAAACUAAAUCAUAACUCACAAUGAACUCACUCGAAAAAGUGAACUAAUUAGCCGCAGUUUAGCUGUUUAGUGUAGUGCGAAUGAACGAAGUUCAGCAACAUUCGUAUUUUAUAUUGAUUAUUUUACGAUAUUUUAUUUUAGUAUGAUGGACUAACUACAUUGAUGAAUCAACUUACUGUUCAAAUUACUGUCUUCUCGAGUAUAUUCAUAAUUUAAUCUCCUUAAGAAUCAUUCAAUGUUAUUGUUGACGGUGAUAGAAGUCUAAUCUGAAUUGAAUUACUAUCGACAAGAAAUAAAGAAUACAGAGUAGGUGUUCUAUCAUGUCGUCGAGACCUCAACUAGUUAAAAGACCGCCUUUAAAAGAAUUGAAAUCAGAAGAACCUUUAACAUCAGGAUUUAAAUACUAUUCAUGCCAAGGGAAACUAACAAUUCCAAAUAUUUGUCAAGAUUUGGCAUUUUCAACGGAAGAUCUUGUAGAUGAAGGAGAGAUAGGUAGGGGUGCAUAUGGAUUUGUUAAUCGUAUGCUGCAUACACCUACUCAGACAGUGAUGGCAGUCAAGAGAAUUCGUUCAACAUUAAAUGAACGAGAACAAAGAAAUACACUUAAAGAUUUAGAUGUUGUUAUGAAUUCAUCAAAUUGUCCUAAUAUUGUACUAUUUUAUGGAGCACUUUUCAAAGAGGGUGAUUGUUGGAUUUGUAUGGAGAUGAUGUCUACUUCAUUGGAUAAAUUCUACAAAUUUGUUUAUAAUCAUUUACAGUCAAGAAUUCCUGAAAGUAUACUUGGUAAAAUUACUACAGCUACUGUUUCAGCAUUGGAUUACUUAAAAACGGCUCUAAAAGUCAUUCACAGAGAUGUAAAACCGUCAAAUAUUCUUAUGGAUUGCAAUGGUAAUGUGAAGUUGUGUGACUUUGGUAUCUCUGGUCAACUAGUCGAUAGUAUUGCCCGAUCACGUGAUGCUGGAUGUAAACCAUACAUGGCACCAGAACGCAUCCAUCCAGAUUUAAGUGUUAAUGGAUAUGAUAUUCGUUCAGAUGUGUGGAGUUUAGGCAUCACAUUAAUAGAACUAGCCACUGGUCAAUUUCCUUAUCCAGUUUGGAAUUCUGUCUUCGAACAACUCACUUGUGUACUUCACGAUGAUCCACCUAGGUUACCAGAAUAUUUAAGAAGACCAAUUCAAACAUCAUCUUCUACAACAACACUUGUCAGUAUUGAUUAUCAUCCAAAUAAUGCCAACAGUAAUUUAAAUAUUUCAAAUGGAUCUUCUUCAUCAACAGAUUUUUCAUUAGAAUUUCGUGAUUUUGUUUCUCAAUGUUUAAAGAAAGAAGUUAAAUCUCGACCGAAAUAUCAAGCACUCAUGAAUCAUCCAUUUUAUCUACGAUCAAUUACUGAGAUUGUUGAUGUUGGCAGAUACUUUCAGUCUGUAUUGGAUAAAGUUCCAGCUGAUAUGAAUAUGAAUGAACUAUGUGCAAUAAGUGGAUGAUAUGAAAUUUCAAAAUGAAAAUAAAAUAAUUUUAAUCAUUCCAUAUUAUUGCGUAUAUAUAUUAUACCGUUUCAGAGAAUUUAAAAUGUAACUGUAUUAUUUCGCGCCAUAUACUUUCAAUAUUCAACGUGUUAUUUAAACAAACAAAGAUUAUAAAAUUAGUCUUAAUGCGUAUGUAUAUAUAUACAUAACCUUAUUUCAUAUGAUAUAUUUUUUCUGUGUUCUUUUGCCGUAUAAAUUUUCCACACUUUCACACAAUCAUGACUAACUUAUAUCCCAUAUAUGUUUCGUCCUUAACUUAUGUUGUUUCAUCAUCAGUUAUAUGAAGACUUUUAUCGCCUAUUUUCAUAAGAAGUUUGUAUAGAUUAUAGUGUUGUAUUACUUCUUCUCUCUCUCUCUCUCUCUCCCAGCAUACCAUUUAUAAAUUUUUUUACUAGUGUCACUAUGCUUAUUAUUACUGCUAUAAUAAUGAUGACCAUUACUAUCAUUAUUAUUAAAAUUACCAUUAUUAUUGUCAUAAUAGUUCAACACUCCUGUAUAUUUCAUCUUCUCAUAUCUCUGUGUAUUGGCGGGGUAUGGUUCUCUGUAAAUUUGGCUGUGACAAUCAAGUUCUACGCAUUAUUAUUUAGAGAAAGAUAUGAGCGCCAUCAUUACAUUUCAAUAAUGUGUAUGCAUUUGUGCAUGCGCCUUACAUCAACGUAAUUAUCAUGAUUAUUUGUGUCGUCAUUGUAUAUUAUAUUACAAGUAAAAGAUUGGAAUU
Heterobilharzia americana is the source of this 2783-nucleotide messenger RNA. The record is from the annotation of a GenBank genome assembly. NCBI's taxonomy places the organism in Eukaryota, Metazoa, Platyhelminthes, Trematoda, Strigeidida, Schistosomatidae.